CUUUUAAUUUUUGGGGCUCAGCCAAUCUCAUUUCAGGCCUAAAGCCAAAUGCGAAUUUGGGCCAGCCCCGUCCAUGACCAAAGUCACCCUCUUUCCCUCUCUCCCUCAACUCCCCAACCGAAAUGGCUCCUACACUCUGCAACUCUAAUGUCAUUCCCGCCUUUUCGUCUCUCCGUACAGUCCAGAAGGCUGUUCAUGCUCCACCCCCAACCUUCUUCUUCUCCUUUAGAGUCACACCCUCUUUUGCACCAAUAAACACUAUCGGAUUCACCAGUUUGCGAAUAUCUCAUAGAGCAGCGGCGACACCUAAGUUGCGAGCCUUAAAGGAUGAUGAUGUCUUUCAAGUUGAAGUGUCUCCGAAUGAAGAAUCAGAAACUUCUUCAACCCCUCCUUCAUCUCAAGACAAAUAUGCAGCUAAUGAAUCUCUCAACGAAGUAACUAUUGAUCUAAAGCUUCCUAGGAGAAGUUUGCUGGUACACUUCACUUGCGACGCAUGUGGUGAAAGAACACAGCGCCUCAUAAAUCGAUUGGCCUAUGAACGGGGGACUGUUUUUGUUCAGUGUGCAGGGUGUCUUCAGCACCACAAAUUAGUUGACAACCUCGGCCUUGUGGUUGAGUAUGAUUUGGGGGAGGAUAUGGAGAAAGAUGUGAAUGCAGAUCAAUUGCGACACUGAAAAUAUUUUCAGCAUAUUAUAUGUGAUUUAUAAUGGUUUAUUCCGCUGGAAGUUUCCACUAUUCAGCGAUGGUUUGUACGGCUGAAAAUGGUCAGUGAAUAUGGCUUUUGAUGUGGCUGAUAUGGUUCAGAUUGGCAAGUCCCCCAGUCAGCCAAUUUAGAAUGAAAACUAAAUUUCCACUCAACCAGCCAUGCUUCUCCACUCAAGCUUCAGCUGGGAGCACUUUGAAGAGUUAACUGUAUGUACAAUGUGCCCCAGCCCCUGGUGAGAGUUAAGAUUGUUCAGAUUUGAAUUUUUGGAUGUAUAGUACUGCUUGUGAGUGAUAUAUUAGAUUGCACUGCUUUCCAAUAUUACUAAUUCAUUAGAAUGAACAAAAGAACAUUCCUUAAUCAA
Molecule: messenger RNA, 1067 nt
Organism: Macadamia integrifolia
Lineage: Eukaryota; Viridiplantae; Streptophyta; Magnoliopsida; Proteales; Proteaceae
Exons: 4
Coding region: 123-674 (183 amino acids)
Biological process (GO): protein folding; protein stabilization; protein import into mitochondrial matrix
Cellular component (GO): mitochondrion
Molecular function (GO): protein-folding chaperone binding; zinc ion binding
Source: RefSeq, a predicted model, not a curated record